Molecule: messenger RNA, 690 nt
Organism: Solanum tuberosum (potato)
Lineage: Eukaryota; Viridiplantae; Streptophyta; Magnoliopsida; Solanales; Solanaceae
Product: 18.1 kDa class I heat shock protein-like
Exons: 2
Coding region: 78-503 (141 amino acids)
Source: RefSeq, a predicted model, not a curated record
CUUGUGCAAAGUUUCACUUAUUCCACAGACAGAGAAAGAAGUACAAUUAGUUAGUUGAUUUAAGUGGGAAAAAAAAGAUGUGCAGCUUAUUGAGGAGCAGUGAUCCAAUUGUUGGGAUGAUGAAUAUGUGUCCUGUUUUGAGUACUCCAAUUGACUGGAAAGAAACACCUCAAGCUCAUUGCUUCUUCGUCGACCUUCCAGGGCUUAGCAAAGAGGAUGUGAAAGUCGAAGUGGACAAUGGAAGAGUACUGAAAAUUAGUGGAAAGUGGAAAGCAGAAGAAGAAGAAUUAGUUGAUGAAAAUGAGAAGACGAAGAAAUUAGAUGUGAAGUGGCAUAGAGUGGAACGUAACAGAGGGGAUUUCUGCAGAAAGUUUAGGCUUCCACAAAAUAUAAAGGCACAUCAACUCAAGGCAUCCAUGGAAAAUGGUGUCCUUAUUGUUACUGUCCCUAAACAAGAAGUCAAAAAACCUUUCUCCAAAUUAAUUGAAAUUGAAGAUAAAUAAACAUAGAUAGACUUUUAAGUAAUUAUUAAGGAUUGCAAUUUUUUUGCAUAAAUAAAUUGUCUGUAUGUCUACUUUGUAAGGUUGUAUGUUGUGAGUGCCGUUCCAUGUUUUUAUAGUAUGUUUUCUGUAAUUUUCCUUGUGGUGAACUGUGAUUAAUAAAUGAAUAUUAUCAUCUGAAUUUGUUGUA